Molecule: messenger RNA, 2934 nt
Organism: Cladocopium goreaui
Lineage: Eukaryota; Dinophyceae; Suessiales; Symbiodiniaceae
Source: the annotation of a GenBank genome assembly
AUGGAUGUGUCCUGUGAAAUCAUCAGCGGGGUGGUGAAUGAGCUUGUGCAGCAAAAUGGCGGAAAACCGCCCACACCAGCCCAGCUUGCUGAAGCCAUGGGCCUUGAAGUCCCAGAAGCAAAGGAAAUUUUGAAGGAGCUGAGAAAUGAUGGCCUUUUGCCACCUGCGGCAAAGACUUCGAAGGUGAUGAAGCGACCUGCAGCGGCUGUCAUCCCUGCUGCUGAAGCUUCGCCACCUGCUGAAGCUUCAAUGCCUGCUACUCCGGGGAAUGACCUGUCUGGCCCAAAGGCUUCGGAAAAUAGUGACACCGCCCAGGGGGCUACGGUGCGAAAGGUGCCAAAGCGUCUCCGGCCUUACGUUGCUGAAAAAGCAGUGACCCCAGAUGAGAUUGAGACACAGGAAGUGGAGGAUACAGUUGUGGAUGAGGCAGUUGUGGAGUCAACUCAGUCAAGUGGGUCAAAGCCUGAUCGGCUUGUGGCCAAAGGCGUUUCGCAGAGGCCAGGACCAACUGCAGACUUCAUGCGUUGGUACAUUUUUUUCAGUGCUUUCCUCUGUGUCUUGCUAUCUGCUUGCAGGUCGAUCGGAACUGUGCUGCGGGGCCAAAACCUUUUGCGCGGAGCCUCGAGUGUGAAUGUGGCGACCAGUGAUGAUGAGGAACCAGAUUGGGCCGAGUGGUAUCAGCAGCAGGACCGUCUACCAGAUCAGUCACCUGCUCCCACUGAAGUUCCAACACCCAGCCCUUCUCCACCACGUGCUGAUGAGCUGGCUGUUCCGGAGAUGGCUCCGCCUCCCCAGAAUGAUAGCAUGGCCCCACAUGCUACGCUGAAGGUCACGUCCACCACUCACCGGCGUGAGUUCAUGGCGCUGGGAAGGGUGGCUAAUGGCCCUCGAGCUCUCGAGUUUCCCGAAGUGGCACGAAUGUUCAAUGGAACCAAGGUUGAACAGAGGGCCAAAAUUCUUGGCUGUAUGGCCCGUGGCGGGAUUGCCGACCCCGACGCCCCGAAUUGCCAAGAAUCUACGAAGUACUGGGCUACAACGACAACAGAACAUAAGAUUGUGGAUGACGAUACAUCGAGUGUUGCGAUGUCCAGCAACAUUAACCCACAGCAUGCGCUGCAAGCCUUCAACGCGCCUCUUGCCCUUGGUGUCUCUCCGACUGUAGCCGUGGCAGACCCAGCAGCUUUGGUGCGGCAGAUUGCUUCGAGGGCUCCAACUGCUGUGACUCCGCAAGCUGCACUCCCAGAGCCUGUGGCAUCCGCGCGAGCAAAGGCGAAAGGCAAAGCGAAGGCAAAGGCGGCCGCUCGGGUGCCUGGAGGAGGCCUCACCGAUGUCGCUCUGGCCGGAAAAACGGUUCCGGAGAAGUGCGCGAUGGCACGCAGGGGUGGGGAGAUCAAGAAGGAACUUUCUGCCCUGGGCUCUUUGAAGCUGGAGCUCCCUGACUUGGCCACUCGCUAUGGACGGUAUGAUGUGGCAGAUGCACGCAUGAAGCGAGCCGAGCUACAAGCGGUGAUUAAGGAGUUCAGAAAGUUGCAGAGAAGGGAGGAUGCUAGAGCUCACCGCAAAUUGGUUCGUGCUGACUUAGCUUUUGCAAAUCUCAUUACCCACCACUAUAUUCCAGUGAAGCUGGAAGAGGGUGGCAUGGAGCUGCAAGCUUGGCCUUUCAUCCUACCUGAAUCAAUGGACACGGCCUCAGUGAAGUGCUUAUUGCAGAUGGGCCACAGGAAUUUGUUGGGCCAUGCAACAGAGGAGUACUGGCAGGUUUUACAUCAACAUUUUUCCAUCGCUCGACCUGAUGACUGCACAGACUGCAUUCCAAUCAGUGUGUUUGGCGACGAAGUAGAAGUCUUUGAUGGUCUGCAAUAUGCCUGCGUCAAUUGGUCUUCAGAUGUGGCCCUGCACCAUUCCGACGCCAUGAUAUCAAAAUUCUUGUGUGUCAUGAUUCCGACAACAGCUUACUACUUCCGUGGCAAAACAAAUUUGACUCUGCAGGAAGCUAUGAAAGUGAUUGUUCGCUCCUUGAACCGCUUGUACCAUCAAGGUCCAUUGCGCUUGGUGGUUUGUGCGCUGAAAGGUGACUGGAAAUGGAUGGGGCAAAUUUUGAAUGCAAGAAAUGGCCCUUCUUCGAAUUCUAUUUGUUACAAAUGUGCUGCAACAAAGAACUUGGAUGCCCCCUUGACGGACUUAGCAGCAACUGCGGUUUGGAGGAGCUCACCAUUGCAAGGUGAUCAGGUUUGGUGGGAAGUUCCAGCUAUAGCAGAGCUCGUUGGAUUUGGUAUGCAACUUUUUUGCCCAGACAUCCUGCAUACAUACCAUCUUGGUAUUGGAAGAGAUGUUAAAGCGAGGAUGUUGAGGGCGAGUCUGGAGAUCAAGGCAUGGUGCAAGGAGCACUCGAAAUAUCGGCUGCCAAGCAGAUGGCACUUGUCAAAGACGAGGCUGAGCUUGAAACGGGGAAAGUUUGUGCACUACGUGGGAAAAGGGUGGCACGUAUCAGUCAUUCUUGGCUUUUUGCGUGACUUCAUGGAAAACCUCAACGUAGACUCGGACCUCAAGAUGCUAGUCUGGUCUGGUGAUGAGCUUAUGUCUUUCCUCCACGCUGAAAGGCAGAAUAGAGGCCUUCUUUUGACAGAGGCUGGUAUUCAUCAAGUGACAGUUCUGGGAGAUUUUCACCUGAAGAUGCUUUUGGUUGCAAGCCAGAAGCACACCGGCUUCCCCACCUACAGGUUAUUCAACAUCAGACCGAAGUUCCAUGGCAUGUCCCAUAUUUUGGACUUUGCAUCAACUGGACGCAAUCCGGUCACUCAAUCAUGCUGGAUGGAAGAGGAUUGGGUACGCAAAGUUGCGAAUCUAGCGAAGCGUACCCACGCAAGGAAAACAAAACUGAGUACCCUUCAGCGGUAUUCUGCAGGAGUGGCAUUUGAAUUUGGUAUGCGCUAG